This is a messenger RNA of Plectropomus leopardus (leopard coralgrouper), 696 nucleotides long. Lineage: Eukaryota; Metazoa; Chordata; Actinopteri; Perciformes; Serranidae. The record is from RefSeq and is a predicted model, not a curated record.
UUGUUUUCCAGUUGGCAGGUGUGUCAGCUUCAGUGAUCUCUAACUGGCUGUAACUCUGGAGUGUGAUGGUUUCUGCGUCUGAUUGAUGUUUUAGAGCUGCAUCAUCAAACGUUACUGCGAGAAGAGGUUCGUCCCCAAAUACCUGGCUACGAUCGGCAUCGACUACGGCGUCACCAAAGUUCAGGUCCGCGACAGAGAAAUCAAAGUGAACAUCUUCGACAUGGCCGGCCAUCCGUUCUUCUACGAGGUGCGUAACGAGUUCUAUAAAGACAGUCAGGGCGUGCUGCUGGUGUACGACGUCGGCCUCCGCGAGAGCUUCGACGCCCUCGACAGCUGGCUCGGAGAGAUGAAACAGGAAAUGGGCUCUCAGGCCAACAUGGACAGCAUCGUGUUUGUCGUCUGCGCCAACAAGGUGGACCUGACGAAGCGACGCGUGGUGGACGAGGGGGAGGGGCGUCUGUGGGCGGAGUCCCGAGGCUUUCAUUACUUUGAGACAUCAGCGCAGAGCGGCGAGGGCAUCAAUGAAAUGUUCCAGGCCUUCUUCUCCUCCAUCACUGACAUGUGCGAGAAUGGCGGGAAGCGGCCCGUGUCCGAGGUCAGCGUGGGUUUCACCAAAGAGCAGGCCGACACCAUCCGACGCAUCCGCAACAGCAAAGACUCAUGGGACAUGCUGGGGGUCAAACCUGGAGCCACAAG